AAUAUAUAUUUCUGGCCCUUUUAACCCCCAAACCCAUCAUCCUUUUAACCCAGCUCUGUUCUACCAUAUACAAUAAUAAACUUAGCUUCAGUUUUAACAUCUUUCUUCUUUGACAAUCAAAUCAAUCCAGAAAGAGGAAACUGGUUGAUUGUUAAAUAUUCAAUUAAUCAAAUAUAAGUAAAGGUAUACAUAAAGAACUAAGCAGAGGAGGAACAUAAAAAACUUUAAGGAGAUGUGCUUUGUAUUUGUUUGCGAUGAAGAUGAAAGGUUUCUACAAAGACAGGCAGCAGCAGGGGCUUGUCCUUACUGUGGAGGGAUGAUUCAAGCUGUGGAUUUGGAGAGCCAGUGGAGACUCUGCUUUGUUCCGCUUUCUUUCAAGAAAAAACGUAAAUAUUAUUGGACCAUCUGCACUAGGCGUCUAGUUAUCCAGUAAUUAUAUUUCUUGCUAUCUUUGUUUUAUUCUCGCAUCUAUGUAUGUAAGAUCAAUACCUUCAGCGCGGCUGAUUGUUCUAAAAUUGAUUGAGUUCUUACUAAUUUUUUAGAUAUAUUCUAAACGAUUAAAUUAUAUGUGAUUGAAAUUUGAUAAAA
Messenger RNA from Nicotiana tabacum (common tobacco), 588 nucleotides. NCBI's taxonomy places the organism in Eukaryota, Viridiplantae, Streptophyta, Magnoliopsida, Solanales, Solanaceae. The record is from RefSeq and is a predicted model, not a curated record.